This is a messenger RNA of Cetraspora pellucida, 1560 nucleotides long. NCBI's taxonomy places the organism in Eukaryota, Fungi, Glomeromycota, Glomeromycetes, Diversisporales, Gigasporaceae. The record is from the annotation of a GenBank genome assembly.
AUGUUUAAAAAAAGUAAAGAUCAAGAAGAAUUAUCUUCUAGUUCAAAUACAGAACAAGUAUCAGAUACAGAACAAGUAUCAAAUACAGAACAAAUAUUAGAUAUAAAACAAGUAUCAGAUACAGAACAAUUAAAAAAAGAAGUAGUUGAAAAUAAAGUUGUAUUAUUUUGUACAAUAUGUAGAGAAAGAAAUGAAAAGACAGUAUUUGCAGUAGGUACAACAAAAUAUCGAUUAGAAAGUAUUAAAAAUCAUAUAAAAACAACUGAGCACAAAAAAUCCGAAAAUCUUUUUAAACUGCAACAAACAAAAAUUAUUACUAAUUUUGCAAAGCAAUUGGGUAUCGAUAAAUUAAAUAUUAUAUCGCUUAUGAGAAAUGUUUAUUUUUGUGCUAAAAAUCAUCAACCUAUCAAUUUGUUUUCUAAUUUAUGUGAAUUAGUUACAACUCAAAUUCAUAAUCAUAAAGAAUAUAUUACUUCAGAUAGAGUAUAUAUUCUUAAAACACCACAAUAUGAAAAAAAUAAAGCCAAAGCAUCAUAUGGUAGUUAUAUGAAUAACAAUUCAGGAAACAGAUUUUUAGAUAGUAUUUGUAAUAUUAUUGAAGAAGAUGACAAACAUUUAGCAAUUGAAACUAAUGCCCUUUAUAUUUUUACUCAAUUAAAAUCAUUUUUCGAAUCAAAAAAUUUAAAUUUUAAUUCUUUAAUUUAUUUUGGUUCAGAUGGCACAUCUACUAUGUUAGGACAUCAAAGUGGAGUAUCAGCUAAAUUAAAAAAUUUGAAUCCAUUUAUAUUAUCAAAUCAUUGUAUAGCACAUCAUUUAUAUUUAGCUGGCAAAGAUGCUUCCUUAAAAGAUAUAAAUGAUGAACCAAAUCUAGAAUUACAAAAUCAUAUUAAAACUAGAUGGCUUUUAUUAUCAAAUGUUGUAGGAAAUCUUUAUCAAAUUAUUGAUUCAAUUUUAUCAACAUUAAAUAAGGAUUCAUUAAAAGGAGAAAAGGAAGCUAAAAAUUUAAUUUUAUUAUUAGAUGAGAAUUUUGUUAUAGUUACUAUGUUUUUGGCAGAUUUGACAACAAUAUUAAAAAGAUUAAUCAAUGUUUUUCAGUCUGAUUAUGUUGCACUUUCACAUCUUAAACCUCAUUUAAAAACAGCAAUUAGCUCUAUUUCUGAAAGUUUUAUUGGAAGUACUGAUAUACAACCUACAUAUGGUAUUAUUUUAUGUAAUUAUAUAGACUGUAACAGUAUUAAUCAAGAAACACUUUCUGUUUUUAUUGAAGAUUAUGCAAAGGCAAUCAUUGAAGCAUUACAAGACCGAUUUCCACAUUUUGAUUUAUAUAAUGCUUUAAGUAUAUUCGAUGUUAAAUUGUUUCCUAAAACAGAAAAACAAAUAACAACUUACAGACAAAAAGAAAUUGAAUUUUUAGGCAACUAUUAUAGAGAUAGCAGAGUAGCUAAUUAUAAUAUUUUUACAGGAAUUAUUGACAAAAAAAAAUUAUUAGAAGAAUGGAACUCAGCAAAAUUUUAUUUAAAAUCUUAUUCAGAAAGAGAUUAUAAUUUUACAGAAAUAUGA